GGGCAUGGCUGGUGGUGGGAUCUGCGGAGACAGUGUAGGAUGAGAGAUCGAAUGGUAUGGAGAGCAAUCGGAGACAGCGCCGGCCUCGCGAGCGUAAGAGCAGGUCGUGAUGGUUUGCUUCGGCGAGCAUAAGUCUGGUCGUGGCCAGCAGGCGACACUGGAGGGGGCCUUGACGUCGCAAGGCGCGGUGAUUGUGAGGCAGCUAGUUAGGCCUUUGCACUCCUAGUCGAGCCUACGCGCCAAAGCUGGGAAUGCGGGAGUGCAUCGAAGAGAGGGUGUGGGGGGGGUUGACUUUGUGCGAGGCUGAGAGCUUUGCACUAGGUACGACCUUGGCCCCCUCCUUCGGGCUAUAUACAAUAGUUCCUUCAUGAACUAAGUAGAUGAAAACAAAACAGAUGCAGGCACUGCUUUAUAUCGCGACUGCCCCCCAACAUAUGCCUCUACAUUUUCCAUCUAAUACGGCUGGCCAAGAUGAAGAAUCCGGCCGCUCAGGUUCUACGAUUUCCAAUAGUGUAGCAGAGAGCCACAGCAAGUGCUAUGCAAGUGAACACAAGCAUAUAAAGAGCGUGUACCCUGCAUGCUGCUCGAAAACUUUGUUCCGCAGCCUGCAACUGAUCGGGACCUCGAAGAAGCCCGCGCCAAGCAGCCCCGAGCGUUUGCGUUUCGAAGUCGAUCCAUUGCUUGCGGCAACACCACAACCUCACCUCACGCCGACAGCAAUUCCAGCCACCCCACCACUCCGCUCUCCCCAGAUCUCCUUUGAAAUGGCAGGCAUAUCAUCCGGCCUCUACAAUGCGUUCUUCCGCAGGAACACGGCGAUGCUAGGGGCGGUGUUCUUCUCAGCGUUCGUCAUUGAGAUUGGGUUCGACACCGGUUCCACCAAGGUGUGGGAUGCCUUGAACAGAGGACGCCAAUGGAAGGACAUCAAGCAAAAGUACAUGGAGGCUGCCGAGGAGGAGGAGUAAGAAUGCCACCGCCGACACUGGACGGCAUCAUACCCUUGCGGUAUUGAAAAGGACAUAGUAGUGCCAAUGGGUGGAUUUUCACAGGGAGCGGAGGAUGGUUCGCAGCUGGCAUUGUUGUAUAUUGGUGUAUACACUAGGGCUUCAACGAUUGCUCAACCUAAACCGAGCUUUGCGGACUCGCGGAAUGAACUUGCACUGAACCCGA
Messenger RNA from Mytilinidion resinicola, 1170 nucleotides. Its product is annotated as ubiquinol-cytochrome C reductase. The transcript has 5 exons. Gene Ontology annotation, biological process: mitochondrial electron transport, ubiquinol to cytochrome c. The record is from RefSeq and is a predicted model, not a curated record. The coding region runs from base 435 to 965 and encodes 176 amino acids. NCBI's taxonomy places the organism in Eukaryota, Fungi, Ascomycota, Dothideomycetes, Mytilinidiales, Mytilinidiaceae.